AUGUCGGCCGCCGCCCCAUCAUCGCCCGCAGUCGUGCGCACUUCCUCUUCUUCGCGCAGAUCCGUAGACAGACCCCAACGCUCCCAGAGCACCCAGAGCCGGCCCACUGGACACGCGCCCAGCCGCCAUCAGCAGCAGAGCGGCCUCCCCAACGUCGCCCGGAGAGACUACGAGCAGAGCAACGUCGCCCAGGAGCAGCCCUCACGUCGCAGCGAAGACCCAGCCCGCACCGAAUCCAGCAGACGAAGCCACUCGCGGUAUGCGUCUGACGCGUCGACAACUUCCGCAAUGCCCAUCAACGGCGUAGCUGCCGAAGCCAGGCCGGGCCAGCCUCAGGCCGUAAACAAGCGCAGGACCACCAUCACCGCGCCCAGCACAGGAACAUGGGCGCUAGGAAAGACAAUUGGCGCUGGCAGCAUGGGCAAGGUCAAGCUGGCGAAGAACGCCGAGACUGGGGAGCAGGCCGCCGUCAAGAUCGUACCCCGACAGUCCCAGGACCAGCACCAGAGCGCUGCCGACCGUGAACGAGCCGACCACUCCAAAGAAGUCCGCACAGCCAGGGAGGCCGCCAUUGUCAGUCUGCUGAACCACCCCUACAUAUGCGGCAUGAAGGAUGUGGUGCGCACAAACUUCCACUGGUACAUGAUGUUCGAGUUCGUCAACGGUGGGCAGAUGCUCGACUACAUCAUCUCUCACGGCCGCUUGAAGGAAAAGCAGGCGCGCAAGUUCGCUCGACAGAUCGCCAGUGCCCUCGACUACUGCCACAGGAAUAGCAUUGUGCAUCGAGAUCUUAAGAUCGAGAACAUCCUUAUUAGCAAGAUGGGUGAUAUCAAGAUUAUUGAUUUCGGGUUGAGUAACUUGUUCUCACCGAGAAAUCAGCUAAAGACGUUCUGUGGAAGUCUGUACUUUGCCGCCCCAGAACUGCUCCAGGCUAAGCAAUAUACUGGCCCCGAGGUUGAUGUCUGGAGUUUCGGCAUUGUAUUGUACGUCCUCGUCUGCGGCAAGGUGCCGUUCGACGACCAGAGCAUGCCGCAGCUUCACGCCAAGAUCAAGAAGGGCCAUGUUGACUAUCCUCCAUGGCUAUCUGCGGAAUGCCGCAAUCUGAUCCACAGAAUGCUCCAGACCGACCCAACUCAGCGAUUGACUCUCUCGGAAAUCAUGAGCCAUCCCUGGCUUACCAAGGGAUUCAACAGUCCUCCGGAAAACUACCUGCCUCAUAGAGAACCCGUGCAACUACCCCUGGACAGCGAGAUCAUCGAGAAGAUGCAGGGUUUCGAUUUUGGUACCACUGAGUACAUUACCACACAAUUGACCAAUGUCAUUCAGUCGGAGGAGUAUCAACGUGCGGUUCGAACAGCCGCUCGCAGGGCCACUGCUCAAACACCAGAAGCAGAGAAGAAGAGGGGUAUGUUCGACUUCUACAAGAGACGCACUUCCAUUGGAAGUCGGGAGCAAUUGACAGCUUCAUCGUCCGAAGAUAUCCAACGGGGAAUGGAUCCAGUGAACGCAUACAGUCCUCUGCUUUCUGUCUACUUCCUCGUCAAGGAAAAGAGAGACCGUGAACGACAAGAAGCAAACCCAGGUCCUGCCGCCAUGCCUCAGGAGCCAGACGAGAAGCCACUGAAGAUGCCAGAUCUUCCACCCCCACCGGCAGCGUAUACCAACUCAGCUGCCUACGAGAUGGCAGGCGAAAAGCCUACAGGUGGAAGGUCGCGACCGAGAGCUAGGACACAUGGAGAGGAUGACCUCACCGAGGGCCUGAAAAGAGUGGAUCUCAACAAUCCACCCCCAGUGCUGCCGCCUCACGUUCAGGCUGAACAGCCAAAGAAGGAGGGUGCCGCUGUUGGUCUGUUACGCCGCUUCAGUACCAGAAAGUACCGAAGUCAUGACAAAGACCGGACCGUUGAGCCUAUGCCUCCACCCACUCCGGCCGUUGCAAUUUCCAGUCCCGCCGAGCCUGCCCCGGCACCAGCUUCCGUACCGAGAAAGAGCUUCAGCAUUCGAAGGGCGCGUGGCCGUGACGAAGGCUCUGUACCGCAUCUUCCAGAGAGCACAAACAGUGCAAAUAACCAACCUGAACUGCUCUCCCCUCCUGGCAGCGGCAACAGCGCCGCUCGGAAGCUGAAAGCACUUGGCCGCUCCACAAGCGUUAACUCGGCUGAUCUCCGGAGGCGACUCAGUCGCCGUGGACGAUCUUCGGAAGACCCUGGAAACCCUCCUCCCACAAGUGGGUCAGAUAGAUCCGAGCUGAGUGCGCACAAGGUUCGUCCAACCAACGAUGCUGCUUCUGAUGACCUUACAUCGAGCCCGCGACCUAUGCAGGCGUCGCGGGCGAAGUCGCUCGGCCAUGCGCGACGAGAAAGUAUUCAAGCACGGAGGGCAAAGCGAGAGCAAGCGAAGGAAGCAAACGUACCCGAAGAGACAGAUGCAGAGCUGGCAGAGGCACAGGCAGAAGCAAGUCGAAGUCCAGACGCUGUUAAGCCUGUGUUUCUCAAAGGUCUUUUCAGCGUCUCUACGACAAGCACCAAGCCACUGCCUGUCAUCCAGGAUGAUCUGAUUAGGGUGCUUGAUCAACUUGGGGUCGAGUGGAGUGAAGUCAAAGGUGGUUUUAGGUGCCGACAUGCACCCAGUAUUGAUAUGAACAAGCCCAUGGAUUCGCCAGCUUCCCCGCCGAGCGGGGCCCAUAAGAGGAAGAUCAGCUUCGGGGGGUUCAUGGGCGGCGGCGAUAGAGACCGUGACGAGUUCCGGGAGCAAAAUCGAGCGCCGCAGACGCCGAAAUCGCGAUCACGGCCAUCACCUGCGGACCAGAGCUAUACGAAUACCGACGAGUCUGAUGGUAGCGAAGAACGGGAUGAGCGACGACCGCGACGCGCAGUACCUGCGGGCGAAACGUCGACACAUGUGCAGAGCGACAUGGGCUCAAGCAUGAGUCUUGUGUUCGAGAUCUUGAUCGUCAAGGUUCCGCUGUUAACGCUGCACGGCAUCCAAUUUAAGAAAGUGGAUGGAGGUACAUGGCAGUACAAGAACAUGGCUCAGACUAUCCUGUCAGAGCUGAGGCUUUGA
This is a messenger RNA of Alternaria arborescens, 3063 nucleotides long. Its product is annotated as Protein kinase. Gene Ontology annotation, biological process: protein phosphorylation; intracellular signal transduction; microtubule cytoskeleton organization. Gene Ontology annotation, cellular component: cytoplasm. Gene Ontology annotation, molecular function: protein serine/threonine kinase activity; ATP binding; tau-protein kinase activity. Bases 1 to 3063 code for a protein of 1020 amino acids. The record is from RefSeq and is a predicted model, not a curated record. NCBI's taxonomy places the organism in Eukaryota, Fungi, Ascomycota, Dothideomycetes, Pleosporales, Pleosporaceae. The transcript has 3 exons.